This is a messenger RNA of Ceratina calcarata, 1201 nucleotides long. RefSeq lists its product as uncharacterized. The coding region runs from base 615 to 1193 and encodes 192 amino acids. The transcript has 3 exons. The record is from RefSeq and is a predicted model, not a curated record. Lineage: Eukaryota; Metazoa; Arthropoda; Insecta; Hymenoptera; Apidae.
CGACGGAGUUUGAGGGUUGAACGAGCUGACGCUUUAAGCGAUGUAAGUUACAGAAACUACGCUUCCGACCAGUCUCGGGCGCAGAUUAGUCGUAAUCUCGGCGCAUUGCACUCUGCAGCCGUUUCCAUCCCCUUCCCGUCGGUCGAGACCUCACUACUACAGAGCUUUCCGAACCGUUACCUCCUCGCCGAACCAAGACGAACGUGUUGGGCGCACCUAAAUUCGCGUAUGUAUACACCAGGAGGUUACUGCUUCGUUCCUACGCCGCGACACAGACGGUGUAUUUGCCGCUGUAUCGCCGGUUUGAUUAUUUCCUGGAGGCUUAAGCCGCUACGUCUACGCUUUUCUGCGCGCUGGCUAAGGGUUACAACACGCGGCGAAGAUUAAACGGUUCUUGGUUUAUGGCUUCGUAGCCAGUCUUUAGGCUCGGUUUACCUUGGCUCAACAAGAUUUUCCGUCGGUUACUUGCUUCCUACCUUUUAUACGGCUGUUACUGAAAAUCGAUAGUUCGGUGAUCGUGAUCCAAUGCUCGGGAAUAACGCUUCAGUAGCUUAACGACGCACCACUGUGCGUGUAGUCGGUGAUCGUUAUUCUCAGAAUAUAACAUAAAAUACAUGCAACAGCUCGUAGGUAUGACGAGAACUAUAGCAACGAAUAUUGAACAAACUCCAAUCUGUUUUCGAAAGUUCUGCUUACGAGCGGUUUGGAUUGUUGCUUGCAUAUUCUAUUUCAUUUUAUCAAUUAAAAUGACGGAUGAAUUGCAAGAGAAGGUAGAGGGUAGAAGGAGUGACAGGAGUAAUGAGAAGAAUCCGAUAACUUUCGAUAGUAUCUGCAAGGAAGUUAUAUUGCGAGACAAAUUGUUCCGGCGCAAGUGGCCCAAAAGAUACGGACAUUUGACGGGUGAAUUUUUCAAGGAGGUGUUGGUCGAAGAAUGCAGAAAGGCGGGAUUUCCGGUGGACACUUUCGAACCUAAACCGCCGGAAGAUACGAUUAAGCGUUCACCGAUUCCACUGAAACCAUCGCCGGCCAUUCCCAGAACGACAUCCGGCACGGUGGGCCUGCGAUCAUCUCGACCAGAAUGCAAUCUCGAAUUUACAGGUCUCUGGUAUGUCUCACCGAAACAUACGAUUGAACCGCCACUAGAACCUGGUGAAUUUCGCGUCACGCGUCAAAGAUUCAUCUAUCUUGGUUGAGUGAAACA